UCUUGAGAUUAUUAAUAAUGUGGUUUUCUGUCCACUUCCCCUAUGCAGGUGUCCAACGGCUGUGUGAGUAAGAUUCUGGGCAGGUAUUACGAGACUGGCUCCAUCAGACCCAGGGCGAUCGGUGGGAGUAAGCCCCGAGUAGCCACUCCGGAAGUUGUAAGCAAAAUAGCCCAGUAUAAGCGGGAGUGCCCGUCCAUCUUUGCUUGGGAAAUCCGAGACAGAUUACUGUCCGAGGGGGUCUGUACCAACGAUAACAUACCAAGUGUGUCGUCGAUAAACAGAGUCCUUCGCAACCUGGCUAGCGAAAAGCAACAGAUGGGGGCAGACGGCAUGUAUGAUAAACUGAGGAUGUUGAACGGGCAGGCCGGAAGCUGGGGCACCCGCCCCGGCUGGUAUCCGGGGACCUCGGUGCCGGGGCAACCCGCGCAAGAUGGCUGCCAGCAACAGGAAGGGGCGGGCGAGAACACCAACUCCAUCAGCUCUAACGGGGAAGACUCAGAUGAGGCCCAAAUGCGACUUCAGCUGAAGCGGAAGCUGCAGAGAAAUAGAACAUCCUUUACCCAAGAGCAAAUUGAGGCCCUGGAGAAAGAGUUUGAGAGAACCCACUACCCAGAUGUGUUUGCCCGAGAAAGACUAGCAGCCAAAAUAGACCUUCCUGAGGCCAGAAUACAGGUAUGGUUUUCUAAUCGAAGGGCCAAAUGGAGACGGGAAGAGAAACUGAGGAACCAGAGGAGACAGGCCAGUAACACACCCAGCCACAUUCCCAUCAGCAGCAGUUUCAGCACCAGCGUCUACCAGCCAAUCCCGCAGCCCACCACCCCCGUGUCGUCCUUCACAUCCGGCUCCAUGUUGGGCCGGACGGACACAGCCCUCACCAACACGUACAGCGCACUGCCGCCCAUGCCCAGCUUCACCAUGGCCAACAACCUGCCUAUGCAACCCCCAGUCCCCAGCCAGACCUCCUCGUACUCCUGCAUGUUGCCCACCAGCCCCUCGGUGAACGGGCGGAGUUACGAUGCCUACACGCCCCCGCACAUGCAGACACACAUGAACAGUCAGCCCAUGGGCGCCUCGGGCACCACUUCCACAGGUCUCAUUUCCCCUGGUGUGUCAGUUCCAGUCCAAGUUCCCGGAAGUGAACCUGAUAUGUCUCAGUAUUGGCCACGGUUACAGUAAGCAAAAAAAGAAAGAAAGGAAAGAAGGAUUGUGUUCCUUUGGUCAGUGACUUCUGUGGACACCGUGGCUGGCGUUCAGGAAGGAAGGAGGAUAGCUGGAGGAAGCACUUGGGUCUGCACCGUGUCCUGGGUAUCACUGGGGGACAGACUUGAAACAAGGACCUUUGUCUGCAGAAGGCAGGAUAUCAGUUGGAACAAAUCUUCAUUUUGGUAUCCAAACUUUUAUUCCUUUUGAUGUAUUAUUUGUAAAUGGGCAUUUGUAUGUUAUGAUGAAAAAAAGAACAACGUAGCCUGGACGGAUGUUUGAUCUGUGUUGGUCAUGAAGUCGUUUUGCAAAACAGGAAACCAUGAUCAACAGGGUCUGCCAUGGAUUGAAGAGUUUUAUCAAGAUAUAUUGAAUACUUCUCCCCAUCUGUUCAUAGUUUAUGGACUGAGGUUCCAAGUUUGUGUCAUUCCUUUGCAUAUAAUUAAACCUGGAACGACGUGCACUAGAUUUAUGUAAGAAAUAUCUGUUGGUUUUCCAAAGGUUGUUAACAGAUGAAGUUUAUGUGCAAAAAAGGGUAAGCUAUACAUUCAAGGAAGAAAAAAAGUUGAUAGCUAAAAGGUAGAGUGUGUCUUCGCUAUAAUCCAACUUGUUUUAUGUCAAAAUGUAAGUAUUUGUCUUCCCUAGAAAUCCUCAGAAUGAUUUCUAUAAUAAAGUUAAUUUCAUUUAUAUUUGACAAGAAUACGCUAUAGAUGUUUUAUACACAUUUUCAUGCAAUCAUACGUUUCUUUUUUGGCCAGCAAAAGUUAAUUGUUCUUAGAUAGAGUUGUAUUACUGUUCACAGUCCAAUCAUUUUGUGCAUCUAGAAUUCAUUCCUAAUCAAUUAAAAGUGCUUGCAAGAGUUUUAAACCUAAGUGUUUUGAAGUGUUCACAACUACAUAUCAGAAUUAACCAUUGUUGAUUGUAAAGACCAUGCCAAAGCCUUUGUAUUCCCUUUAUUAUACGAUUUUCUUUUUAACCUUA
Molecule: messenger RNA, 2181 nt
Organism: Carlito syrichta (Philippine tarsier)
Lineage: Eukaryota; Metazoa; Chordata; Mammalia; Primates; Tarsiidae
Gene: PAX6
Product: paired box 6
Exons: 8
Coding region: 43-1176 (377 amino acids)
Biological process (GO): anatomical structure development; regulation of transcription by RNA polymerase II
Molecular function (GO): DNA-binding transcription factor activity, RNA polymerase II-specific; RNA polymerase II cis-regulatory region sequence-specific DNA binding
Source: RefSeq, a predicted model, not a curated record